AUGGAUGCAAUAAGCCAAACUCAUCCAUUGGUUUGGAUUGAUUGCGAGAUGACAGGACUCGAUAUUGAAAAGGAUGUCAUCAUCGAAAUCUCAUGUAUAAUUACGAAUGGAAAUUUAGAGAUCCUGGAUAAGGAAGGUUGGAAUGCUGUGAUUCAUCAGGAUAAAGAGACGAUGGAUAAAAUGGACGAAUGGUGUACCAAAACCCAUGCCUCCACCGGUCUAACAUCCGAAGUUCUCUCCUCUCGCACUACACCCGCCAGUGCUGCAAACUCUCUCCUCUACUACAUCAAAAAAUACAUCCCACAGCCUCAACGUGGAGUCCUGGCGGGAAAUAGCGUGCACGCCGAUAAAGCAUUCCUGAGCAAAGGACCAUACAAAAAAGUACUCGAGCACUUACAUUACCGAAUCUUAGAUGUGAGUAGUAUCAAUGAAGCAGCGAAGCGUUGGUGCAGUCUAGAUGUUUUGGUGGAGCAGCCUAGGAAAAAGAAGAUACAUAGGGGUAGAGAUGAUAUUGAGGAGAGUAUUGAGGAGGCGAGAUAUUGGAAGGAGAGGAUUUUCAAAACGGCUAAGUGA
Messenger RNA from Sclerotinia sclerotiorum 1980 UF-70, 573 nucleotides. RefSeq lists its product as hypothetical. Lineage: Eukaryota; Fungi; Ascomycota; Leotiomycetes; Helotiales; Sclerotiniaceae. The transcript is spliced from 3 exons. The record is from RefSeq and is a predicted model, not a curated record. Gene Ontology annotation, molecular function: 3'-5'-RNA exonuclease activity; nucleic acid binding. Bases 1 to 573 code for a protein of 190 amino acids. Gene Ontology annotation, cellular component: mitochondrion.